Cyclocybe aegerita is the source of this 948-nucleotide messenger RNA. The record is from the annotation of a GenBank genome assembly. NCBI's taxonomy places the organism in Eukaryota, Fungi, Basidiomycota, Agaricomycetes, Agaricales, Hemipholiotaceae.
AUGGCAUCCAUAGUUGCUUCUAGGCCAGUGCAGCGGCUUACACCACGCCACAUAUACAAGACAGUACGCGAAAGAGGCUCUUGUUGGCUGAAAACCCACCUGCUAUACGCCGAUCCUCACCUUAUCGUGCUCAACAAGCCUCCGAACGUCGUAUGCCAAGUGCAUCAUAAUUGGAGCCGGACGGAGAUCAAGGACGACCUGAACCCCGUCUUUAGAGAUAUCAAGGCCUGCCUGCCUUCUCGUUGGAAACCAUUACAAGUCCAUCGCCUCGACAAGGGAACAACGGGAUGCCUUCUAGUUGCUUUAAACCCAGCCGCGGCGACCUCUCUAUCUCAGCAAUUCCGACAGAGGACGGUAUACAAGUCGUAUCUGGCUCUUGUUCGAGGCGGCGAGAAGUCGUUUCCUGAAAAGUCUGGCGGCAUCACCGACUCACUCAUAUACGAAGAUGGCCGGGGAAGACUUUGUACCAAUGGUCUCGACCCAGACCAGAAAACGGCGAUCACUGAAUGGGAGCUUCUUGCGUCCUCUCCUGAAGUACCCAUUUCUUUGGUCAAACUGAAGCUGCUGACUGGGAGCAAACAUCAACUGCGGAUACACCUUGCUCUGAGCAUGAAGACGCCAAUCCUCGGGGAUACGUUGUAUUCGGCGUCUCCCGUAGCGGACUCGAUUACAUGCCUGACGGAGGUUCCAGAGGACCGUAUCUUUUUGCACGCGUCCGAAAUAUCACUCUUUUACGUGGCUGAUCUUGAGCAGAGAUACACGCCCAAUGGAAGGCAGUUUCGUCUAGGGGUACGCUCUCCGCUUCCACCUGACUUCCAACGAAUAUGCCUGGACGUUGGCAUUGUCCCGCCCAACGACAUCGACAAGAAAGCUCUUCUUGUCCCCGAAGACAAACUGUCAAGGUAUCCAGAGCUUCAUGAACUGGGACUCUGGGACCAGUCCCUAUAA